Messenger RNA from Eleginops maclovinus (Patagonian blennie), 1068 nucleotides. RefSeq lists its product as uncharacterized. The coding region runs from base 263 to 928 and encodes 221 amino acids. The record is from RefSeq and is a predicted model, not a curated record. Lineage: Eukaryota; Metazoa; Chordata; Actinopteri; Perciformes; Eleginopidae. The transcript is spliced from 6 exons.
UUAAAUCUUAGGUACAUUUUUUACUCUCAAAAUAUAUAUUUUUUCUGCAACCAAUGAUGAUCUAAACAUCUUUCUAAAAGCAUUAGGUUCUCGUGGCUGUCUAAGGAAUAAUGGGGUCAAUUUAGGGGUGACAUUAUUCCGGUCACUUAGGAGGAGGCUUUGUGAGGAAAUGCAAAUGAUCAAGUUCGUAAAGAGUGGCUGAAAGAGGAAGGGCACUCUGCAGUCCCUCUUUCACUUGGCAAAUCUGUUUUUCUCUCCGUUCAUGAUGAAGCUUUAUGGAGUUCUGAUCCUGUUUAUAACUCUGUCUGCAGUCUGUGGAUUAAGAUGCUACACAUGCACCGCCACCGACCCUAAAUCCUGCAUUGACACCAAAUCUUGUCCAGUUAUCUUCAACCGGUGUUUCUCUCUCAGAAUAGACGGUUAUAGCAUGGUAACCAAGGGAUGCCAAAGCAGCAUAGCAUGUGGCGGUGCCAUGGCUUGCUGUGAAGGGAACUUGUGUAACAGUGCCCUACCCACUGUUCCCUGUGUCAUCCUCCUGCUAGUCUCCUUGGCCUUCAUCUUUUUCGGUGGUCGUUUCCCCUCGAGUUUUUCUCCCACACGGUUAAUUAAAGGUCGGAUUUCCUUUCUGUUCAAGAUGCAGUUUUAUGGAGCUCUGAUCCUCUUGAUGACGUUGUCUGCAGCCUAUGGGUUGAAAUGCUACAGUUGUUUUGGAAGUCAUGCCUGCUUAACGACAACUUGUCCUCCCGGACUUGACCGUUGUUCCAGCGCCGAGUUGCUUGGUAAUAAAAUGAAGAGUUGCUUGGCCAGCGCUGCAUGUGUUAGCCCCAUCGAGUGCUGUGCCGAGGACCUGUGUAACAGCGCCUUGCCCAUCGGCUGCAGUCCGGUACUUCUGCUGCUCUCCUCGGCCAUCAUCACAGUCUUUCUCUGAGGCUCCGGAGCAGCUUAACAAUGUUUGUCUUCCUUUUUUUGUAAUCCUACAAGAAUAGAUACAUUUCUGGACGUGUAAAAGCUGUAAAUGAAUGGAUCUCGACAAUUGCUCAAUAAAACACAAAAUGAUUGAUUAUUUAA